Molecule: messenger RNA, 825 nt
Organism: Xiphias gladius (swordfish)
Lineage: Eukaryota; Metazoa; Chordata; Actinopteri; Istiophoriformes; Xiphiidae
Gene: golga7
Product: golgin A7
Exons: 6
Coding region: 82-516 (144 amino acids)
Biological process (GO): protein targeting to membrane; Golgi to plasma membrane protein transport; peptidyl-L-cysteine S-palmitoylation
Cellular component (GO): palmitoyltransferase complex; Golgi stack
Source: RefSeq, a predicted model, not a curated record
UGAAAACAGUAGGCCGGAAGUCGUAGUGGGCUGGUGGAGCUGGAGCAUAGACGCGGAGCUGCUCCAGGGGAAGCGUCCACUAUGGCUGAGACCCACAGCUUACAGGACCUCCAGCAGCCAGCUGUCUCCUCCAAGGUGUUUAUCCAGAGAGACUACAGCUCGGGAACCAUCUGCAAGUUCCAGACCAAGUUCCCCUCUGAACUUGAGUCAAGGCUCGAUAAGCAGCAGUUUGAGGAGACCAUCCAGACUUUAAACAACCUGUAUGCAGAGGCAGAAAAACUAGGAGGGAAGUCUUACCUGGAGGGCUGCCUGGCUUGUCUAACUGCUUAUACAAUCUUCCUCUGUAUGGAGACACACUAUGAAAAGGUGUUAAAGAAGAUUGCCAGGUACAUUAAGGACCAGAAUGAGAAGAUAUAUGCUCCCAGGGGCUUGCUGCUGACUGACCCCAUAGAGAGAGGCCUCAGAGUUGUUGAAAUCACCAUCUUUGAAGACAGAAGUAUUGGAUCCGGCAGAUAAAGAAUCUUGCGACUGAUGACUCUGUCCAGAUACUCUUCAUCUGUCUGGCAGCACAUAUUCAGAUAUCUGCUUCACCUGAAUGGAUGUAUAUAUAUUUUGAUCUGAUUCUUUCCUCCGUUAUUUAUAAGUACUCUGCUGUCUGCAUAUCGUUAUGUUUGUUAAUGUAUUUUAAUGUCUUUUUAUACAUAAGGCGAUGUACAGUCCAGACUGUCAGUAUUUCGACAGUGACACAUUUUUUUUGCUCUUCAAGCUCUGUUCUUCAGGACAUUCCAUUUGAAAUAAAAUAAUGGAUACUACAUUAAAGUGCCG